UGUUUAUUAAGUCGGUUUAUAUAUCUUUUAUUUUAUAUUUUAUUUGCAGUUUGCGAGUGUAGCAAUGGAUUCUGUUUUGACUAGUUUGCUUGGUAAAAGUUAUACAAUGAGUCGUAAACAAGCAUGGUCAUUUUUAUUUCAACAAAUUGCUGUUGAUCUUACCAGAGGUGUUGAAGAACAAGCGUUACUUGAUGCAAAACAACCGCAUACAUCUAUAUUUUCGACUUAUCCAAUAUUUCGAACAGAAUAA
This is a messenger RNA of Didymodactylos carnosus, 250 nucleotides long. The record is from the annotation of a GenBank genome assembly. NCBI's taxonomy places the organism in Eukaryota, Metazoa, Rotifera, Eurotatoria, Philodinida, Philodinidae.